AUGCCAGGCCCUGCACCCGCUGACACUCAGGUACGGGGGCCCAACUGGACACAUGCAGAGACCUCUAACCUCAUUGCCAUCUGGGGGGACAUUGAGGCCCAGCAGCAGUUUGCCCAUUCUACCAGGGCCAAUGCCCAUGUGUUCAAGGAGAUGGCCCGCCGGAUGCAAGAGUGCGGUCACCAGCGGACUAGCCAGCAGUGCCGGGUGAAAGCCAAGGCCCUGAGGGCACAAUAUAUCCGCUUCUGGGACAAUAAUAAGCAGUCAAGGGCCACCCCCAGGACCAUGCCCUUUCUCCAUGAGCUUGAGAAGAUCCUGGCCCCCACAGACCCUGGUGAGCCCCACCAGGUGUUUAGCAGUUGUGGUCUAGAGAAGCCCAUGACUCAGGAGGACUCUCUGGGAGAGGGCACCUCGGGGCUUUCACACCAGGUCCCGGUGCACUCCUUGCUCUCAGAUUCACCCACCAGUUCAGGCAGCCCAGGCCACCAUCUACCCUGGCUAUUCUGGAGGUGGCCCAGUGAGGAUGACAGGGGAGGGAUGUCCCCUGCAGAUGCUAGCUCCAGUUCAUCACAGGAGGGAGCUACUACCCGGCUGGCCAUCUGCCAUGCCUCACUACCCUGGGAAGCAUCAGCCUUCCAGACCUCAUCUCUGUGGCCAGGAACAACGUCCAACCAUGGGAAGCAUCUUCCAUACCCACCCGACCCAGCUGCUGGACAUGGGGGAGAACCACCUGGGAAUCACAGAAAUGGGACCCCAAAGACACCUGAAGCCACUGCAAGUGCACACAACAUGCGCCGGCUCCGUCAGUGCAAGAGCCAGGAUUGGACAGAUCUCCUCAACCGGCUGGUCACUGUGUCUGAGGAGCAGCUUGAGGAGAGUCGGACCUGGCACCGCUGCUGGCUGCACGAGUUCCAUGAGAUGUGUCAGGCUAUGGAGCAAUCAGACUGCGAAGACCGUGAGGCAUGGCGGGUGGAAAGCGAGGUACUCCAUGCCCUCCUUCAGAGGCUGGUGGAGGCCCAGGAGGACCAGCGUGAUGUGGUGUAA
This is a messenger RNA of Alligator sinensis (Chinese alligator), 1041 nucleotides long. RefSeq lists its product as uncharacterized. The record is from RefSeq and is a predicted model, not a curated record. Bases 1 to 1041 code for a protein of 346 amino acids. Lineage: Eukaryota; Metazoa; Chordata; Crocodylia; Alligatoridae. The transcript has 2 exons.